Messenger RNA from Sphenostylis stenocarpa, 900 nucleotides. The record is from the annotation of a GenBank genome assembly. NCBI's taxonomy places the organism in Eukaryota, Viridiplantae, Streptophyta, Magnoliopsida, Fabales, Fabaceae.
AUGGGAAGAAUUCCGGUGAGGUUUGAGAGGGUGGCCGAGGCCUUCAACGCUGACGUGGCACGUGUGAGGCUUUGUGAGAGCAGCGAAAGCGGGCACCCGCCGGAGGACAUGACUGAUUUGUCCGAUCUCGUGAAAUCGUUCAUGGAGAGAGAUGGCGAGGGAGAAGAUGCGGUUGGUGUUCAUUUCGAUGAAGGGGUUGAGGAUUUGGAGUGGUUUGAUUCUGAGAAGAGGGAGAUCUUGGAAAUGAUAUUCGGUGGUGGUGAUGAUGGGGAUCUCAAGCAAAUAAUUAGGAGAGAAGCUCAACUUGCAUUGGAGCAUGUUCGGGAAAACGAAAACGAAUCUCCGCAAUUCAAACGACAAUUGAUGUCUCAUCUGCGGGAGAGAGGUUUUGAUGCUGGGAUUUGCAAAUGCAAGUGGGAAAAAAAUAGAAGAUUUCCAGCUGGUGACUAUGAGUACAUCGACGUAAAUUUUGCAGGAAAUCGGUACAUUGUUGAAAUUUCCCUUGUUGCAGAAUUUGAAAUAGCUCGACCCAUAAAUCCUUAUUCUUCAUUACUUGAAGCUUUCCCCCUAAUAUUUGUUGGUAAAUUGGAAGAGCUGAAGCAGGUUGUGAGGCUAAUGUGCAGUGCUAUUAAGAGCUCUAUGAAAAGCAUAGAUAUGUAUAUACCUCCAUGGAGAAGAAUUGGGUACAUGCAAGCUAAGUGGUUUAGUUCCUAUAAAAGAAUAACUGAUGAGGUUGCAACUAAAAGGACAUCAUCCCCUUUUUCCAGUAGGAGGUCCAUUGGAUUUGAUGCGAGGCCAGUGAAAUCCUACAAUUGUAGGGAUGAUUACGGGAGUAAACCUGCAUUCAGAGUUUGCCUUUUGACCAGUGCAUUUUAUGACGGCCCUGGGAUGCUAUUAUAG